AUGAUUAUUAUCGGAACGUGUGCUAUUUUAUUGGCCAUUUUCAUUCCCGUUGGUAUUGUGAAUAGUAUGCCACCUGAAUAUUGUUACUCGACUGAGAAUUUGAAAGCAUUUCAAUCGGGAGAUGUGUUGGUCAUGACUCGAGGAGAGGAUUACAAGAUGACAGUUUCAUUGACCAAUUCGACCAAUGCAAAUGUCACAACAAAAGUAGCCCGAUUGAAAUAUAGAUCUUGGGCUACACCUGGAAGUGUGGAUUUAAUGAAUAUGGAUGAAAAAGGAAGUGCUGUUUUGAGAAAUUCUGCCAGUUUGCUUUCAGAUUAUACGUAUGAAUUGUGGGAAUGCAUCAUGUCAGAUCCUUCUAAUUUAGUCAAGUUUGGACGAGUCGUUUUUGAUUACAGAAAUAAUCAAUAUGUAUUUUAUAAUGCAGCUGGAGCUCAAGUCGCGAGAAUGACCUAUAGUUCAGCUUCAUCAUCUCUGGAUGAACGAAUUUAUCAAUUAUUUAAUUCGAAUGGAGAUAAAUUUGCGACCAUUAUAAGGCCCUCUAUAUCAGUGUUUCAACGAACUGUGGAUUACACAUGUACUUUUCAUUUAACCACGAAUGUGAAUAUGAUUGAUUUUAGAGGAGUGAUUUUAAUGAUUGGUAGCAUUUCAUUAAAGUAA
Messenger RNA from Naegleria lovaniensis, 657 nucleotides. RefSeq lists its product as uncharacterized. The transcript has a single exon. The coding region runs from base 1 to 657 and encodes 218 amino acids. The record is from RefSeq and is a predicted model, not a curated record. Lineage: Eukaryota; Heterolobosea; Eutetramitea; Acrasida; Naegleriidae.